Messenger RNA from Carassius carassius (crucian carp), 2364 nucleotides. RefSeq names its product D(4) dopamine receptor-like. Bases 704 to 1960 code for a protein of 418 amino acids. Gene Ontology annotation, biological process: adenylate cyclase-activating adrenergic receptor signaling pathway; adenylate cyclase-inhibiting dopamine receptor signaling pathway. The record is from RefSeq and is a predicted model, not a curated record. Gene Ontology annotation, cellular component: plasma membrane. Gene Ontology annotation, molecular function: dopamine neurotransmitter receptor activity, coupled via Gi/Go; G protein-coupled receptor activity. Lineage: Eukaryota; Metazoa; Chordata; Actinopteri; Cypriniformes; Cyprinidae. The transcript is spliced from 6 exons.
AGAGAAGAAAAAGAAAGCGUGAGAGACAGGUGUAAAGAGUGCCUGUGAGGGACAGAAGAAAAGAAACGUAACUAAAAAAGGAAUCAGAAGGUAAGAAGGAGGGGAGAGAGAGUUGAGAAAGAGAGUGAGUAACAGAAGCACAGAGCACGUGGCGUGCAGACAGAAGAGCCGAGAGAAUAAGAGCGCUCUCUCACCCCAUCUUCACAGAGAGCAGCUAAUGAACUAAGAGAGCGAGAGACGGCACGUAUAAAACAAGCGAUCUGCCACCUGUGGAAACUUUCUGACACCUACAAGACCGUCAGAAAACAUCAUUUGGUUGCACAUCUAAAGAAGAGACGCUUCUCUCAUGGAGAAUAACGUAAAUGCUGAGACAAUGGGGGACUGACAGGACACUCUUUUGACCUCUGCGCUGACACCUUUUAGGAUGGAAAGGCACUUUAAUGGAUUUCUGACGAUUUCCUGUGACAGUUUUCUGUCAGUUUUGAGUUUGGAAGAUUCAGAUUGCAUGAACGAAGUGUUAACUCUUUCAACAUGGCUGCUGUUGGCAAAAAGAGCCGACUUUAUCCCACACACUUCCAGAAUGUGAUUACAACACUCUCAGAUGCCAGACAAGCCAACAUGUUCCACAAACCCCCAAAAACCUGCCUUAUCGUGACGGAUUCAAGAUGUUAAAUCCGGGUUGGCAGCUGAACUUCAGGGCAUCAUGGUCAAUGUGACGCCCAGUAUAGACCCAGCGGCGGCCUACGAGAGGUACAACUACCUCGCGUUGAUAUGUGGAGUUCCUCUCAUCCUCAUCAUCAUCUUGGGGAAUGUGCUUGUGUGCCUCAGUGUGUUUACUGAACGCUCCCUCAAAACCGCAACUAACUACUUCAUCGUCAGUUUGGCUGUGGCUGACCUCCUGCUGGCCGUGCUGGUCCUCCCGCUCUACGUCUACUCUGAGUUCCUGGGAGGCAUGUGGACUCUGAGUAUGUACAUCUGUGAUGCCCUAAUGACUAUGGAUGUGAUGCUCUGCACUGCUUCCAUUUUGAAUCUAUGUGCAAUUAGUGUGGACAGGUACAUUGCAGUAGUGGUCCCUCUGAAGUACAACAGGAACCAGUUUAGUGUUCGUCAGCUAGUCUUGAUCACAGCAACCUGGGUGCUAUCCCUGGGUGUAGCCAGUCCUGUCAUAUUCGGCUUGAACCAGGUGCCAAACAGGAACCCUCAUGUGUGUAAGCUGGAGGACAACCAGUUUGUGAUCUACUCCUCCAUCUGCUCCUUCUUUGUCCCCUGCCCUGUCAUGCUUUUCCUGUACUACUGGAUGUUCAGGGGUCUAAAGAGAUGGAGCUCUGGCCGUAGCAGAUCACACCUCCACCGGCCACCCAGAGGGCGUAGGAGCCUGUCUUUGCGACUAGGAGCAGCUCUACAGAAAGAGAAGGGACAGGCAAGGGAGAAAGUAGUGUACCUUAUGCCUGUAGGUCUUAGUCCGACAUCUCUCACCGCUACCCCGACUACUCCAAUCUCCCCAGCCAGCCCGGUAACCCUUACCACAGAUGAGCAGGCAGAAGGUCAGAUGCCGGCAGCAGAGAGUGACCCCAUGACCAACCAGAUGGACAGUGUAUCGGACGCAGAGAACCCUGAGCGGGCCACUGAGGAUGAGAGCGGCCGGGAGAACGGUGUGGGGAAGAACCAUCGGUCUCAUACGGGACGAUGCCACAGCAAGAGCAACAGGGUGAGCGGACGGGAGCGGAAGGCGAUGAAGGUGCUGCCAGUGGUUGUGGGUGUUUUUCUGGCCUGCUGGACUCCUUUCUUCGUGGUCCAUGUGACUAAGGCGCUGUGUGAGUCAUGUGACAUCGGCCCGAUGCUGAUCAGUGUGGUCACGUGGCUUGGAUAUGUGAACAGCGCCAUCAACCCUAUCAUCUACACUGCCUUCAAUGUGGAGUUCAGAAAAGUCUUUCACAAACUGCUUUGCUGUCGCUCAUGAGGCCAAAUGCUCUAUUUAGCACAAAUCUUAAUUCAUGAUGAAUCACUGAAUAAUUCAACAAAUAAUCAUAAAAAAACACAUUCAAGAUCUGAGCACACAAUGGUCUUGGAAUUGUCUAAAGAAAUUAAAAAUUAAACAACAACAGAUUACUGAAAGGAAUGAUGGACAAAAACAGCGCAGUGGAAUGUACCAUUGAGGAAAACUUCUGAUGCCUUUGUUAAGUGAACAUUUUCUUGUAAAAUUACUGCUUGAAUGCUGCAGUAUAUAACAAAAUACUAUUGAUUUCAUAGCCCAGAGGCAUAAAAUAUGUGAAAACAGUCAUCUGUGCUUGAUAUGUGAUUGGUAUCAGUAUUAAUUUAAUUUUUGUGGAUGUUUUUUUUCCUCUUCCUUUUUUGUUUUUUUUU